Messenger RNA from Gryllus bimaculatus (two-spotted cricket), 3655 nucleotides. The record is from the annotation of a GenBank genome assembly. NCBI's taxonomy places the organism in Eukaryota, Metazoa, Arthropoda, Insecta, Orthoptera, Gryllidae.
AUGAGUCAUCGACGCUUCUUUCAGGAAUUACGCAAAGAACAGAUUGAAUUGCAUAUUCUAAUCAUGUUCUUGCGAUAUUACUUGGAUGCAAAAGGGGAGCGGGUGUACACUUUAAAGCCUAUUGACCCGAACGGAAAGCCUACAAUUUGUGCUCACCCAGCUCGCUUCUCGCCAGCAGACACAUACUCCCGAGAAAGAAUCACCAUCAAGAAACGCUUCAACCUUCUGCCGACUCAGCGAGCAGCGUCGGCGUAUUGAAAUUACUUUCCAUUAACUUCGCUACGUUCAAACUUAUGUAAACAAUUUUUUUCUACAGGAUAUUUUUUAUUGUAUCUUUAAUAAUCUACAUAUUCAAUGAUAAUUUUACUAUUCUGUUUCUGAGGUCCUUUAUCUAUCAUAAUAAAUGAAUUGUCUUGACUAUUUUUGGUUGUAUUCUUUAAUGUGAUUCUAAAUUUUUUGGUAGGUUGAAUAAUCAUUCAAGUAUGUAGCUGGGGUUUUUGCAGAGCAUAUGUUCAGGGAAUAUUGUCAUAGGUGAAAUAAUUGUUAUCUUGAGUAAAUUUGAAGAAAUAUUGGUUAAUGAUGGAAGGGAAAUCGGGUUUGUGAUGAUGUGUACGAGUUCAAAAGCAGUAAGGAAGCCACGCCCAGUCGAGAGGGUCUAGUGCAUCUCCAGAUGUAGAAAAACAAGAAGGAUCGGGAAAUUCAGGUGAUACAAAAGAAAAUAGUCCUUUACGACAAGAUGGUUCUGGAGAGCAAUCGUCAAAAAGAAAUUUUCUGAAGUAAAUGAAACCGAAGAAGGUGAUGAAGAAAACAGACGAAAGAAGCACAAAGAUUCAGAUUCCGGAAAAGAACAACCCUAAGAAAUGGUGGUGGUUCUUCUGGAAGAUUCUCAGGUGGCAGAAAGGGUAACAGUGGUGGAAAGUGUCCAAAAUCUAGUGCCGACUCUAAAAAACGGGGUGGUAGUGGUGGUAAGGUGGAGGGGUGUUGACAGGAAAAGUCCCAACAAUGCAACAGCAGCUGCUAGUAACAGCCCGAAAACCUAACAGUGCUUCUGGAAAGCUGUCUGGAAAUGUUGGGAAUGAAAGUGAUGGUGAUAAAGAUAAUAGAGGAUCAAAAGGAGGAGUAGUAAUUCUGAAUCCGAUUCUAGUAGUGGAUGGACAGGGGGACCAAAAGUCCCACCUUUGAAAAUAGUCAUCCCUCAACAAAGCUCCUCCAUCGAGCAAGAGCAGGGUAAUCGCAAUGGAAAAAAUGGAGCUACACGACACCACCAGGCCCUUCCAUACGUCGUUGCCUCCAAUACUGGGGAAAGUGGUGGUAAAGAUGGAGGUAGUGGGAGUGGUCAAAGCAGCCAACAAAGUGGACAAUCUGAAGGUUCUAGUUCAUCUGGUGGAAAGAACGAAGAUAAGAAGGAUGGCUCUGGGGUACAGCCGAAGAGCAGCGGGCUAGUCACCAUCAGAGAGUUUUUAAGAAGUUCCCAUCGUUCUGGUGGAGGGGGUGGUGCUUCGGGAGGUGGUAGUGGAUCGCAAGCAGUUUCAUCCUCAAGUGGUUCAUCCAAUUCGGUGGGCCUCUGCAUCUACAGGAUCAUCCCCUUCCCCUGCGUCCAAUAGCGCGGCUGCUGACCGAGGAUCAAACAACUCUUCUCCGCAACAGAGGCAUACACCUUCCCCUACCGGUUCCGCUCCUGCAUCCUCAGCUGACUCCAGUUCUGUCGCUAGCGCUUCAAAGUCUUCUGGUGCCAAACUCCAGUGCCACAUCGUCUGCAGAUGAUAAAGGUUCAGAACCAUCUGAGCAAAGUAAUCAACAAUCCCAGCAGCAAUCAACUAUGCAACCUGCACCUGUAGAAUUGCAUCCUCGUAAACGGAAGAUGAAACAGAACAAAGAAAGUCAGGCAGCUGCGGCAGCGGCUGCUUCCUCAACCACCCUGUCAAAUCUUCCUCUGAAACUCCAGAAACAACAAGUGCGGCUACAGAGGUUCACCCACAUGAACAACCAAUUACCAACUGCUACCAGCUGUUUCUCAACAUUCGGAAACAGAUGAAAAGCGCAGAAAGGGCCUUUUUCCUGUACAACCAAAGCCACCACAAGGGUUCAAAGAUUACCUCAUGAAUCGAUGUACAUAUGUUCUUGCUGAAAACGCUGCCUCUCAUAGGUCUUCACCUCAAACGACACCGCCCGCUACGGUCCCGGCUUCCAUGAAAGAUCUUUAUCAAGACCAAGAGAAAGAAAGGUUUAGAUUGAAAAUGCAACAUGUAAUAGAAAAAAGAGAAAACUAGUGUUGUCAGUGGAGCAAGAAAUUCUUAGGGUUCACGGUAGAGGCGCAAGGGCCCUAGCAAAUCAGUCCCUUCCUUUUUCAGUGUGCACCAUCCUCAAAGACGAAGAAGUCUACAAUGUGAUAACGCCAGAGCAGGAAGAGAAGGACAGAAAUGCUCGGUCUAGGUACAAUGGACGUCUCUUCCUAAGUUGGUUGCAGGACGUAGAUGAUAGUGGGAAAAAAUAAAAGAGUCAAUGUUACUUCGGCACCAUAAUGAAGCAGAAUCUUUGCAUGCAGUGCAGAAAAUGGACUGGGAAUGGAAGAUGAAGGGAACUUACUAUUUGUGAAUUCAAAGCUAAACCAGUCAUUGAUGAACUUCAUGUCCCAAUGGUGCAUGUUAGUGAUGACUUUGAUUUACUUCCAGCUUGAAUUGUGGGGUCAAAAUGGUAGCUUACGCUUAAGGGUUUUGUUGCUUCUUGAGGCAAAUGGUGUAAUACUCAGGAGGCACUUUGUGGAACUGAUUGUACUCCUGUUGCAUAGAUGGUACUCGUAUUUUUAAAAAGAAAAAAAAAAGAAAGAAAGAAAUUAGAAAAUGGAAGAGAAAAAAAUUGUGAAUAUGUAUCCACACUAGUGGCUAAUAAUUUCAACAUGAAAUAUUAGGAAGUAGGCACAGCUGAAAUAUCAAUUAAGAUGUUGAAGCUUGCUCUCUUCCUUGUAUUGUUAUUGUGAUAAUCAUGUAACACAUACUUGCUUGCAUAGAAGGCAUUCUUACCUCCUUUUACAAUAUAACAUUGAACAGACUACAUUUUAUUAACAGUUGGCAAGAUAAUAAUGUGGAACUUUGAAAAUAUUCUUUAUAAUAAUCCUAUUUUUAUUAUUAAAUUGUAUGCCAAAUUUUCAGAUUGAAUUGUUUUAUUUGAUUUUUGUUCUUGGAAAUGCAUUAGUCUUUCAAGAUGAAUAUUAGGUGCCAGAACAUGAGUGAUAUAUUUCUUAAAUAAGCAGUACACUAGCCUUCCAGAGUUCACCAACAUACUCAUAUUUCUGAGGUUGUAGGUAACCAUUCAGUUGUAUUAAAAAUCAAAACAAAAAAAGUGUAAUAAGUUCUCUGGUAUAAUUAUGUACUAUUGCUACAUUGCAUGGUAUUAUUACUACUACAUAUAGUGUAUUCGGGAAAAUUCUGUGUUUUAAUGUACCAAGGGAACAGUAACUAGAAAAUGUACAACCCAAAAAUGAUCAAUAAAUUCAUGCUUCACCUGCAGAUUUGCUUGAAUUGGAAGCUUACUCCCUACUAGGGAACAUGUACUGCUACUAGCAAGGAAAGAUCCUUCGCAUUACAUGCGUAGGAGGGAAAGUGUGCUGACUGGUGUUAUGCAUGGGUCUGUUGCAGCAAGGCUCCUGCAUAGCAAU